AUGCAUGCUUAUGUUUAUAAUUUAUUGUGUGAAGAAAUACAAGAAGAAUGUCCCCCAACGGAUCAGAUCGACAACACUCAAGUCAUGAAUUACAGCAGCCGAGAAUACUGGCGUUCGACUGUGGAGAUGACAAAUUUUUGCACAAUUAAGUCCUCCCAGCCGAACACAGCGAUUCGCAGUGAUCGAGGACAGAAAUUUUUGGCUCAAGAUGUAUUUCUGAGUCACAGUGGUAAGCAGAAAAUUUUUGUUAGGCAGCUAUACAGAGACCUCACAAACCAGGGCGUGUCCUGCUUCUUUGAUCAAGAUCGCGAAAGUUUGCCAGUGGGCGACGAUUUCCCCCAUCGUAUAUUUGAAGCCGCUAAGACAUGCCAAGUAGCAGUUUUACUUCUCUCUAUGGAUUUCCUCGAAUCAAAGUGGCCAAUGCUCGAACUCUCUGCUUUUGUGGAAGCCAGAGACAGAACCCGUACAAAUCCCAAUCUCAAAAUUUUACCCUUGUUCUUCCAUAUUUCACCGGAUACUCUUAAAAACAUUUCGGCCGACGACGAAAAGUGGAAACAAUUGGAGAAAUCCGAGGAAAAGCGAGCCGAAUGGCACCUAUCUUUGAGUGCAGUACGGCGAAUUAACGGGUUAAAGUUCAGUGAAGUUGGCAAUGAAUUGGAGUUUAGAGAUGACAUUGUGAAAGAAAUCUGGCGUAUACUUCCAAAACCCUCACCAAGGUGUCAUGUUCAUUGUAUGCAAGGACAAGUACGAAUGUGCCAGGAGGUUGCAGAUUUCUUCAACACUGUCCAUCCAGACAAAAAGGGUAUCCGUAUUGCAGGAUUGUAUGGAAUAGCGGGCCAGGGGAAAACUACACUUACCAAAGCUUUCUGCAACUUCAAAUUGGGGGAUUUUGAAGGCAAAGUAUGCCAUCUGGAAUUUUCUAAAGGCGAUUCAUUUGAAAGAAUUAAAGUAGCUCUGCGAUAUCUCACUUGCUGCCCUCAGCCAUAUCUCCAAGAACUGACAGACCAAGAUGAGGCGCAGGUUGAGUUAUGUAGAAGAGCCGAGGGUAAACGGGUAUUGUUGGUUCUGGACAAUAUCACAGAAGAAAGCAUAGACGAAGUGACGUAUUAUCUUAAGGCAGAGUUGGGAGAAAACAGCUGGAUCCUUUUGAGCGCUCGUAGUGUAGAUGUUCUCGAAAGGUAUUUCAAGAUAGAUAAGCAGUCACGCAUGCGCGUACCAAGGCUCAAACAGGUAGAGGCCAUAGCCAUCUUGUUGGAAAGGGCAUCUGUAGAAGUGUCAACGUUAGGGGCAGAGGACAAAGCUUUUGCUGUCAAGUGUGCAGACAGAUGUUCGUUCAAAGAGGUCGAUCGGAGAGAAGGAACAUUUCAUCCGUUAGCCUUAAAAGCUUUUGGUGGUCACCUCUUCAGUAAUUACGGUCCGCAUUUGUCAAAGUGGCUUGCUGAGAUAGAAGGCUGGGUAGACCCAUGCGGUUAUGGUUUGGAUGACUUGCUGGCUUUGCUGGGCAAAGCUUUCGACAACAUGCGUCCCCGAUAUCGCACCAUAUUCAUGCUUCUCACCCUUUAUAUGCCGCCUAAUAUAUCUCCCCACAAAGUUAUUGACUGGCUGGUUGAGGAUCUAUGUAAGAAGGCUUUUAUAGAAGAAUCUGGACCUGAAAUUCGCAUACACGACCUAUAUAUUGAAUUCGCACAGAGCAAAGCAAAUGAAAUGGGAAAAUGGCUGUGGUGGAAGGAGGAUUCGCGUAGUACACGUGGAUUAAUGUCAGAAGACAAUUCAGGGUUUGAAUUGGCUAAGUUGGAGCAGUGCAUGCAUCAAAGACUGUCCCAGAUCGCCCCACGGGACCUUAAAAAUCUGUUGGUACUUCAGCUUGUAGGUGUGCAAAAUAUGAGCAAACUUCCUUUGGGUGGGAUGGGCUGUCUCAGAAGUAUUACACUCCAUAAUUGCAAAGAUCUGAAAGCGGUUGAAGGUAUGAAAAAUUUGCAACAGCUGGCGUGGCUUCAGAUAAGCGAAGUAAAUCCAUUGUUUAAACUUCCCGAGCUAAGCAGCCUCAAAGGAUUACAACAUUUGCAGAUCAAUUUUGCAGACAGCCUUGUGCUCAAUCAGCUGGGAGAUCUUACCAAUUGUGCUUUUCUGAGAGAGAUUAAUGUUUGUUGUCGAUCCCUCUGGGAAUUUCCAAGGUUGAAUGGCUUGCGGUAUUUGGAGAAGGUGGAAUUUAGUGUGUGUGAUAAUGUGAAGGGCAAAUUCGACUGUACAGAAUGCGUGGAGCUGCAGAGUAUUGUCCUCAACAGUUGGUCCCGGUGGGCUUGGUCAACGCCCCUCGUUGGACGUAAGAAAAUAUCCAAAACUGUAUUGUGGGAUCGUGAUGCAGUGAAGGCAUGUCCAGAUUUAGAUGCAGUGAAGGCAUGUCCAGAUAUAGAUGCCCAGGUAGAGUCUUUUGUUGCAUCAAAAGAUGUUUCAGUGCUUAAAAGUCUAGAAUCUUGUGAGGGGCUGAAAAAUCUUCAACUAUGGAAUUUGAGAAAUCUAAAGGAGCUUCCAUGUUUUAGACUCCUAUCAAAUUUGAUUGUGCUCAAACUUGGGAAGUGUGGUACAAGGGAGCCCCCGAUCUAA
Messenger RNA from Cryptomeria japonica (Japanese cedar), 2604 nucleotides. Its product is annotated as disease resistance protein ADR2-like. Lineage: Eukaryota; Viridiplantae; Streptophyta; Pinopsida; Cupressales; Cupressaceae. Bases 1 to 2604 code for a protein of 867 amino acids. Gene Ontology annotation, molecular function: ADP binding. Gene Ontology annotation, biological process: defense response; signal transduction. The transcript has 5 exons. The record is from RefSeq and is a predicted model, not a curated record.